Molecule: messenger RNA, 2459 nt
Organism: Vollenhovia emeryi
Lineage: Eukaryota; Metazoa; Arthropoda; Insecta; Hymenoptera; Formicidae
Product: luciferin 4-monooxygenase-like
Exons: 8
Coding region: 182-1846 (554 amino acids)
Biological process (GO): long-chain fatty acid metabolic process; fatty-acyl-CoA biosynthetic process
Molecular function (GO): long-chain fatty acid-CoA ligase activity
Source: RefSeq, a predicted model, not a curated record
CACAUCUAAAAGCCUGUAAGCUCUAAAGUAAAAUCUACUAUCUAUACUUCUCCGCGCAAUUAAGUGGGGAAGAUAACAAUUAAGACAAGAAUGGGCAAUUUCAGCCAUCUUCCGUCAGUAAUUAUUCGGCCGUCGUGAAAGGUGUACACAAUAUUAAAAAAUUGUUGCAUAAUUUAUCAAAAUGUGUGAACCGAAUGCAAUAUCUAAUAACAACAAGGUGCACGAAGCAAAAUCGAAAUGCCGAAUCAAAGAUAACAUCGUCUGCGGGCCAGAAUAUCCAGUACAUAGAGAAUCUGUCAAUAUAGCUGAAACGAUACUAAAGACUUUAAAAAGCAAGCCUGAUUGCAUCGGCCAGAUAGACGCUUUUACGGGCCAACAAAAUACCUAUGCCGAAAUGACUGACCGCAGUAUUAGGUGUGCACUUUGGUUAAAGAAGCAAGGCGUACAACCGGGCGAUAUAAUCGGUCUUUGUACCGACAAUAAUCUGGAUGCGAUGCUAAUAUUGUUGGGCAUCAUGUAUUUAAACGGCAAAUGCAAUACGUGGGACCAUGAACUCACCAUAACGACGGCAAAAUUCUUUCUCUCGUUGAUGUCACCAAAAAUAAUCUUUACAAUCCCAAUAUCAGCCGCGAGUUUGACAGAAGCAGCAAAGGAGUUGAAAAUGGAUGUGAAAAUAGUGGUUAUUGGCAAACUGGAUGGAUAUGAAUCGAUAGACGAUAUUUUAAGAGGUCAUGAUAGUCGCGAAAUCGCCGAGUUCAAAUGUACCCCGAUCAGCAGCCCGGACGAAGUUGGUCUUAUUGUUCUUUCGUCAGGCACUACAGGCAUGCCAAAGGCCACUGAGAUCUCGCACUCUUCUAUGCACAAUCGUCUACCUCCUCCAAAAGUUGCCGCAAUGACAGGCCACGUUUGCAUGUUUACACCGACAAUACGUUGGCAAUACGGCGUUAUGCUUGCAUUUAAGGCUAUUUUGUCAUGUUCGACGAGAAUUGUUGCGCCAGACUCUGUGGCAGAUGACGAUGCGAGUGCGAUGUAUUGCCAAUUUAUCGAGAAAUAUCGAGUAACGUGGUUUGCUACUGACCCAUUCAUUCUAAUUCAGUUUGUUAAGACGGAUGUGUUGAAGAAGUAUCAAUUGUCGACAUUAAGGUUUAUUAUGACAAGCGGUUCUAUAUUCCCAAAACAAUACCAAGAAACAUUGAGAAAAAAAAUGCCACAUGUUUUAAUUAAUAAUGGAUAUGGAUCUACCGAUUCAGCAGGUGAACUCACUGGUCAAGAUGAGGACAGUAAACCGGGAUCGAUUGGUUAUCCCGCACAUAAUGUUCAAAUAAAAGUGUCGGAUACAGAAACCGGCAAAGCCUUGGGAGCAAAUAAAAUUGGAGAAAUUCGUGUUAAAGUGCCCUUCGUAAUGAAUGGCUAUUAUAACAACCCCGAGGCAACCAAAAAAGCUUUCGAUUCUGACGGUUGGUUAUGCAGUGGCGACUUGGGAUUUUACGACGAAGACGGAGAACUCUUCGUCGUUGGUAGAAUAUCGGAUUUCAUUCUCUUUAGAUCGGUCAACGUUUCGCCCGCGGAAAUCGAAAGUGUUUUACAGAAUCAUCCCGCAGUACUUCAAGUAGCGGUAAUAGGAAUACCUCAUGAAAUCGACGAACAGCAUCCAAUGGCUGUCGUCUCUACCGUGCCAGACAAAACGGUAACGGAGCAAGAACUUAUGAGUUUAGUGGAAAAGAAUUUGCCGGAUCACUGCAAACUCCGGGGUGGUGUCAAGUUCAUGGAUCAACUUCCGCAUACAAUUACCGGGAAAAUCGCGAAGAAACAGUUGCGAAGUAUUUUUUCGAGUUACUUGCGUUGAAUUAUAUACAUUAUUAAAACAUCGUAAGCACGUAAAUCAUCUUGUUGCUAGAGAUUUUUAGAAAAAUGAAAAUAAUAUUGUAACUCACACGAAUAGAUUUAUUAUCGCUAGUAAUAUAAAACCAAUGAUAUAGCUUUUUGAAACGACCUACACUUGCUAAUGUUUUUAUUUAAAAAACCAACGACGUUUCGGUCCCGGGUUCGGACCCUUCUCAAGUAUUCUUUUCACACAAUAGCCAUUGAUCUCGAUCCGACAUCUCGACGAACACCCUCGACAUUUUUACUCGUGUCACAAAAUUAACGACGCAACCAAAAUUGACUUUGCACUCUUCAACCAAAGAGUGCAAUUAUGUUUUUAUCAAUAUCUUAUUAACAUAACGAUAUUGGCCAAACGAGCGAUAUGAGAUCAAUGGGAACGUCGUUGGUUUUUUUAAAUAAAAAAAUUGGCCAGUGUAGGUCGUUUCGAAAAGCUAUAUCAUUGAAAAUAAUAAUUUUAAUACGCAUAAAGUAAUCUAGACAGAAGGAAUGUACAAAUUAUUAGAGCAUAUUUACGCAUGUAAAAUUGAUUUGUAGAAUUACUGAUUACUAAUAAACAGAGUUACUAAAAGUAUAAA